Molecule: messenger RNA, 1644 nt
Organism: Gloeophyllum trabeum ATCC 11539
Lineage: Eukaryota; Fungi; Basidiomycota; Agaricomycetes; Gloeophyllales; Gloeophyllaceae
Product: dimethylaniline monooxygenase
Exons: 14
Molecular function (GO): flavin adenine dinucleotide binding; N,N-dimethylaniline monooxygenase activity; NADP binding
Source: RefSeq, a predicted model, not a curated record
AUUAUUGUGGGGGCAGGUCCGUCUGGCCUGGUUGCUUGCAAGACGCUCCUUGAAGCUGCCACGCACGACUUCCCAUUUGACCCCAUUGUACUAGAGCAGGAGGACGAUAUCGGUGACACCUUCCAAUAUCGAUUUUACGAGAACACGACUUUAGUGUCAUCGAAGCAACUGACCUCUUUCUCCGACUUCAGGCUUCCACUCUCUCACUCUGACCACUUGACGCUCGAGCAAUAUGUCAACUACCUAAGAGAUUACGCAUCCCACUUCAAUCUAUGGUCGAGAAUCCAUCUUGCGUGCAAAGUAGUCAAUAUUUUGAAGGACCCACAGGGUGGACAUAAUGUCUCUUACGUCCGGAAACGCGAAGAUAACCCCGCGGAAUGGGAUUCCGAGGCGAUAACUAUACACAUACCUUAUCUUGCAAUCUGUACCGGCUUACACAUUGUUCCCCAUGUCCCUGGUAUUCCAGGAGGUGACAACGCCCUGAAAAAUAACCCCGAAGCGAAACUUUUUCACUCGUCUGAAUACAAGUCUCGGGACCAGCUAAGAGGGAAGAAGAUCCUGAUCUUUGGCACGGGAGAAACAGGGAUGGACAUUGCUUACGAGUCUGCCAAGGCAGGGGCGAAGGAAGUGGUGCUUUGUUCGAGGGCGGGGUUCUUGUCUUUCCCGAAAGCACUUAAUGACUUUUCCCUACUCGGCUUCAAGUUUGAGUCCAAGAGCCCGGUGCCCAUCGAUUCGCUCAUCACGAAUCUCGGAGAGACCGCGUAUGUACAUCCAUGGGUAGCAAAGUCGCAUACCCGAUGGUUCAUCUCGGACUUCGUCAUCAAGAGAGUGCUCUGGGUAUUGACAGGUACGCAAGCAGGCUGCAACCAGUGGGUCGGCGAACUCGAGCCAGAGCGCCUAGGGCGUGCCGACGUCUUUCUCAACAAGGUUUCACUAUGUCUUUGUUUCCCGUCUGAUCCAGACGAGGAUAUGCCCCCGCAGACGGAUUUCACGGUCGAACUGGCUCCCUUCUCCUCGCACUUCACAGAGGGGGGUCGUGCCAUCUCUCCUCUUGACUUGGACAAGCGCAGUAGGCCAAAGCGCAAGGAUGCAGUGCGGAUCCAGGGGAAAGUUGUUAAGCCGAACUUGGUAGCAUAUGCCACCGGUUAUGAGCAAAAAUUCGGUUUCCUAGGCGAAGGGUAUAAGACGCCUGGGGAAGCGGAUGUGAGGAACAUAUGCUGGAGCGGGGAUACCAGCGUGGCAUUUAUAGGCUUCGUCAGGCCGGGUGUUGGCGCCAUCCCACCGAUAUCCGAAAUCCAGUCUAUGUUCUGGGUCUUGCUUCUCAGAGACCAGGUUUGUAAGCCGCUUCGUGCGGCACAUUAUCACCUGCUCGUGAAUGAGAACACCAGAAUCAAAUAUGGCGUGGACCAUUCAACUUAUGUCAGUACGCUCGCCAAGGACAUAGGCGCGGCUCCCGGGCUGCGAGAGGUGUGGAGGGAGUAUGGAUGGCACGUGGUACUAUGCUACUGCUUUGGCGCAGUGUUUAUCCCUUUCUAUCGCCUAGUCGGUCCUUCCAAGUCGCCCGUUGCGCCCGUGAUUAUCAAGACGGAGUUGUGGGAUACCAUCACGAGGAGAGGUCUCAUCGGGAAUAUCAUAGGCUCGUGA